CUGAUCGCGAGACGACACACUUGCGGGAACAGCUCGAAGCAGAGAGAGAGGCGAGGAGAAGAGAGUGAAGAGAGAGGGAUCCAGAGAGAGAAAGAGGGGAAUCUGUUGAUUCAUAGGAUCAAUUUUUAUACAAUUCUUUGACUUAAAGGGAAUUAAAGGACACUUUUUUUUUCGUAUAAAGGGAUUUUAAAUCCAUAUAUAUUGGCGUCCUGUUAUUCUUAGAGAUUUUUAAACCUCUUAUUUUUCUCGCAUCCCUCCCUCAUCAUCUGCAUCUUCCUCCUCCAUUUCUUAUUGAAAGAAGCCCGAGCUCUGCGGGGAGUCUUCAAUCGCCUUUUAUUUCUUUUGUUUUGUUGUUGUUGAAAGCCUUCAGUCUUCCUCUUGUCAGCGAGCGCAAAAGAAAAAAAAAAGCACGAGGCUCCCCACCCCUCCUCCUCCCUACACUGGGAGCUGUCCGGUGCUGAAGUUGCAUUUCCUUCCUUCCCUGCAGGAGGACUGAACAGGGCAAGACAGGGACACUCAUUUACUGUUUUGACUAAAUCAUUCGGCUGCUCGGUUCCCACCCCAACCUGAAGACAAUCGGCCCCUUUACUCAGUGUGUUUACGGACGGGAUCGCCACGCUGGCCAGGCCGUCGGCGAUCGGCUUUGCAUCCGCGCGAGUGUGUAUCGCUGAGUCCGCGUGUACCUUGUGUUUGUGGUGCUCGCGUGUGUGCCGGCGUCUCUCAUCACCAUGCCAAGGUCUUUUCUGGUGAAAAAGGUGAAACUGGAUGAUUUCUCCACCGGGGCGGACCUGGAACACGCCUACCGGCACAGGACGGACCUCAGCCUGCGGCUGCAUGACAAAGCUGCCCACAUCAGUGACUACAUCAGUCCUGUGGUGUACGAUGGGGAGAGCGAUGGCGGCAUCAAGGUACCCUCUCCUGAUCCCCUCUAUGAUGGUAUCCAUAGCGACUACGGUGCCCCCGACUCAGAGUCUCCGGACAGCCCAGGCUCGGAAAUCACGGAUGGCUACAUCAAUGGGGACACCGCAGUGAGUGAAGGAUACACAGUCGAUGCCUUCUUCAUCACAGAUGGCCGUUCAAGAAGAAAAGCCCUCGGUAGCCCCCGGAGCGUCCAAAGGCAUACCUGUAAUGAGUGCGGCAAAACCUAUGCCACGUCUUCCAACCUGAGUCGGCACAAACAGACACAUCGCUCGCUUGACAGCAAGCUAGCUAAGAAGUGCCCCACCUGUGGGAAGGUGUACGUGUCCAUGCCCGCCAUGGCUAUGCACCUGCUCACUCAUGACCUCAAGCACAAGUGUGACGUCUGUGGGAAGGCAUUCAGUCGGCCAUGGCUCCUGCAGGGUCACAUGCGCUCCCACACUGGGGAGAAACCAUUUGGGUGCGCCCACUGCGGGAAGGCCUUCGCGGACCGCUCAAACCUGCGUGCCCACAUGCAGACCCACUCAGCCUUCAAGCACUUCAAAUGCAAACGCUGCAACAAGACCUUCGCACUCAAGAGUUAUCUGAACAAGCACUAUGAGUCCGCCUGCUUCAAAGGGCCCUUCUCCCCCCUUGGCCCAUUAGAAGCAUGACAACCUAUAAAGAGAUCAAAUGAGCAACAAAACUGCAGACACAAAUUACCCUAUCCUUAAAGACUAAACUGCAGACGGUAUAUUUUUGGUCAGAAUGCGACCUUGCUUUCCCUCCUUCUACCUCCCUAACCCCCACCCUCCCACACACUUCCUCUCCCUCGGAGCCUGUCCACAAUGACGAAAAUGAUGAAGAUAGCACAAUUUUUCUCCUUGAGAUUUUCCCACUUAAGGAUUUAAAUGAUUGACGCAUGCACUUCCUUGAAAUCUCUUCACAUCCUUUUUUUUCCUCUGUCUUUUCAGGGCAGAGACACUGAUAUUACUGCAGCUUUCUCCUGGCAUCUAAAUAUGACUGCGUGUAUUUUCAAACAUUAAUGAUGAUGAGAAAAGUGACAAAGACCAUAGCGAUUAUAUAGCUACUAGUUUUCCCCAUGCACUGAAAUGCAGUGAAAGUGUUGUUUUUUUUUCAUUUGGAUUCUGCUUUUUGGGGGAACAGUAGAAAUAAGAAUAGUAAUAAUGCUGAGGAUAAUAUUAAUAAUGCUCUGCUGCACCAAGUGACCAUAAUCUCUCCAGUAUUGAGGUAAAAAUAUUUAUUUAUUUAUUUAAGCAAUUUUCGUUUUUAUUAAUUUGUUGCAUUUUUGUACUUGAUUUUUUGACAACAGAGGCUGUUUAUUUGCACUUUAAGUUCUGGAUAUGUCUUUUUACCACUACAGGCCAAAGCAUAUGUCACUUUUUUGAGUAGAAUUGUUUUGAUUAUGUUAUUUUCCUUCUUUUUUAUUAACAUUAUUGCAUGCAAAAAAAAAGAAAAGUAAUGAAACCUAUGCCAACCACUUAAAAAAAGCUUAUGAAUUUUUGCCAAAAUUCCUAUAGAUACAACCCGAGGGCAAUAUUUUUUUCUCUUGGAGCCUCCAUAGGACUCUUUAAAGCAAUAAUCACCUAAUGCAUGGAAUUUUAUGAUGAAGUUAUGAAGUAUUACCUACUACUGUAUAGCAGUUCGAAGAAUCAGGUAUGUUUUACUUCACCUAUAGUCAUAAACGGAAAAAUACUAACAUUGCAAACAUCAGGGAUCAUGCCAAUGUAAUGUUAGAGUGACAAAAAAGUCCCAUCCUUCCUUUCUUGUUAUGCACUGCCUGCCUCUUAGAGAGUAGAACUAUUGUAGGAUGUAGGCUGGGAUCAACUGCCUGCUGGGUGCGGGGCCUAUUGCAGGAUAACUGAGCUGUGAUUAUGACACGCCCGUCACUGUUCUGCAUCAUCCAUUCAACUGAUGCACAGGUGUGUUCAAAAAAGUUAAUAUGGAAAAUUAAUUCAUUUCAGUAAUUAAAUUAAUGAACUGGAACUGAAAAAUGAAAAUAGAUUAAUUUGACACAGAGUAAUAAUUUUUUACCAUCUAUUUUUGUAAAUUUGCUGAGCUAAUGAAAAGCCUAAAUCAAGUUUAUCAGAAAAUUUGAAUAUUAGGUAAAACUGCUAAAAGCUUUGGCUAAUUUAUCACCGACAAAAGACUAAUGACUCUUCUAGCAGCCUUUAAACCUCCACAAAAAGUAACUAGUGCUUUAAAAGAAUUCUUACACUUUUCUCUCAGCUUAUCGUCAACAUCCUUAUUGAUGACUGUGUCAGCCAUGAGACAACAUUUUAUUAUAUAUACAUUAUUAACUGAUACCAUGCAGUAUUAACAUAUUUCUGCAAGAUAUAUACUUUUGGACUUUCAUUAGCUGUAAACCAUAAUCAUCGAAAUGAAAAAAACAAAACAACUAAAAGUAAUAAAGACAGAGUCUAAAUAAUGUGUGAUUUUUUUAAUGGAAUUACUGAAAUUAAUUACUUUUUCCAUAAUAUUCUUAUUUAUCAAGACUGACAUCUACUUUGAAUUGCUGUUCAGUAAGAAACCAAAAGGAAUUGAAGAUAGGAUGUGUUUAAACCUUAACUGAGAGACGGCAAGGGACUCUCUGCAUGCUGUCACUGGAACAAAGCAAAGUUUGAUGCAUUGCUGAAGCUGGACUCAGGUCAGUUCUGACGGCAAUACAUUAUUUAAUCAUCUCUCACUGAGUGCUUCCACCACAUAAACUGUCCAAUCUUCAACAACAGAAACAGACUGCACUUUGUCUGACCAGCUUGCUUAUAAUUCCGUUUCUUACAGCAGCUGCAUGGAGCAGAGUAUUAUUCUGCAACAGGCCCCCCAUUCACCACCCUGUAGGCUCACCUAUGAGUGAUAUACCUACAGACAGGUUAACUAAAAUCAGCUCUGACCCCAUAAAUAAUUUAGCUUGUAAUGUAGGUGGUCAACAGCAGUGAUGCUGAACCCAGUUCUCUGCAGCUCAGAAAAGUUUUUUUUUUUUUUCAGAUUCAUGGAGCUUCCAAUGAGACAGACUGAGCACAAAAAUGACAUUCUUAGAGCCCAUCAAUGUGAAAUUAUGACAACAUACACUUUGUACAUAUUGUAACCUUAAAAAGAAAAAUUUAAAAUGUUGAACAAGUGCAUCAAUAUGCAUGCAAGAAAACAGUGCCUCAUGAUGAACCAUUUGAAAUAACAGAUCUGUCUGCAAAUAUGUUUGGAAGUGGGAAUUCACAAACCUUGAUAAUUACACUGCUUCCUGAAGACUGAUGCCAUUUGGAGAUGAUUUUGACAAAGGAAAUCUUUAUGAAAACAAGGACCAAUAGAGUACCUAUAGUUUUGGAGAGUUUUGAAGAGAAUCCUUUCAUAGAUUCUACUUUAUCUGCAAUGAUGUCAAAAGAAACUGUCUAAAGAUAGUAAGAGGUUUUGCCAGAUUUAAUCUUUGUUACAGCUGAAGCUAAAACAACAACACAAACUGUGUUAUGCAGGCUUCUGUGAAAGGUAAAAAUAUUUUGCCAUUAAUUCGGAAAAAAGGAGCAAGAAUCAACCAGAUGUUGCUCUUGUUUAAGUGCGAAGAAUUUUGGCUUAAGUUAGUGAAAAUGUAUUAAAUCAUCAGUCAGAGCUAAAAUGUUUAAAAACUUACUUUUAUUUCCCUUCAGCUUGCAAAUAGAGGAAGACUAGUUUGUACAAUACUUAAGUUCAAUAUUGAAUUAAAUGCUACAGUACUGCAUAUGAAUCAAUUCUUUUCACAGCAAAUUCACACAACAGAACAAAGCUCUGAUAUAGCCCUUAUAUUUCUUAACCUUAACUCAAAUAUCUACUCUCUUAGAGAUGUGGCAUAAACAGCAGUUUUAAGAGCCAUAGCAAACUUCUGUGCAGCGACUGAUUAUAUGCGAUGAGGCUCCGAAGCUGCUUCCUGCUUUAAUGUCUCCAAGAGUUGGUUUAUAGACUUUGCACGCUACUUUAACUGUCUCCUGGGCGUUUGGCUGAAACUCUCAUGAGGCUUUUCAGUGGUAUUAAACCAGAAGGAAUACAUUAUGAGGUCUGUCUGCUUGGGUCUGUCUCCUAGUGAGCUCCUGGUCUGGCCUUUUUUAAGUACUUCCAUUGUAGACAUCUCCACCUUUUAAGAAAGUAGCACAAUGAAACUAACUAGAAAUCAGGUAGAGAAGAAUUAUAUAUAUAUAAAAAAAAAACAACUUGUACUAGCUUGACCUCUCUUCUUCUUCUUUUGUAAUUCCAAGUUAAAGAAUGAUGAAAGCCUAAAUAAUGAAUUAUUUGAGAGGAGUUUGCAAAGAAUCCUUAGGGUUGAGAUGUUUUUACUGCUCUCUAGCGAUUCUGACAUACCUUUACUCAGGAGGGUUGGAUCUCUG
Molecule: messenger RNA, 5264 nt
Organism: Cyprinodon tularosa
Lineage: Eukaryota; Metazoa; Chordata; Actinopteri; Cyprinodontiformes; Cyprinodontidae
Product: transcriptional repressor scratch 1-like
Exons: 2
Coding region: 729-1571 (280 amino acids)
Biological process (GO): regulation of DNA-templated transcription
Molecular function (GO): DNA-binding transcription factor activity, RNA polymerase II-specific; RNA polymerase II cis-regulatory region sequence-specific DNA binding
Source: RefSeq, a predicted model, not a curated record